AUGGUUCUUGUUGCUGCUGGACAACUGUGUGCGUCGAAUGUGCUGAAAGACAACGCUGUGGCUGCGAUCAAUCUGAUUGCCAAGGCGUCAGCGUUGAAGUGCAAAGUUCUGUUCUUGCCGGAGGCGUCCGACUACAUUGCGCGGAACGCUCAGCAGAGUAAAGAGAUUGUCAAGAGUGUGGCUGACUCGCCGUUCAUCCAGGCAAUUCAGGGCAAAUUGAAGGAAUUGAACACUUCUGGCGAGUCACUUUCUGUUUCUGUGGGGAUCCACGAGCCGUCCGAGACCUCAGACCGGGUCAAGAACACGCUGAUUUGGCUGAAUGAGGCCGGCGAGAUCGUGCACCGGUACCAGAAGAUCCAUUUGUUCGACGUGGACAUCAAGAACGGACCUAUUCUGAAGGAGUCGCAGUCCGUGGAGCCCGGAAACGAGGUUCUUAAGCCAUUUGCCAGCGCAAUCGGCACAGUGGGGCUGGGUAUCUGCUACGAUCUGAGGUUCCCGGAAUUGGCUCUGCGGUUACGGAGCGAAGGAGCACAGGUGCUAACGUAUCCGUCAGCAUGGACGAUGAAGACGGGCCCGCACUUCCAGUUGCUGGCGCAGUCGACGGCCAUUUUCACGCAGUCGUACGUGGUGAUGCCGGCCCAGAAGGGCAAACACAAGCUCGAGGACGGAACGGUCUCCAAUAGAGAGUCGUUUGGCCACACCUGUAUCAUUGACCCGGCAGGAACGAUUCUGGCACAGUGUUCCGACAUCGACGACACCGAGGAGAUCUGUGUGGCUGACAUCGAUCUUGACAAGCUCGAGCUUUUGCGCAUUCUGGAACAAAACGCAACCAACAAGUCGUCUCUUAGCAAGACGGAGAAACCUCCGUCCAAAAUCACCCAGCUGCUUUUCGGAUCAAAGGGAUUGGAAUACAGGUACAAUGUGGAUGUGUGCGAGCGGUUCCCCACGGGCGACCAGUUCAAAUUCAUCAAGCAGACGCUGUCCAUGAACCCGCAGUGCAAGAAGGCAUUCAAAGACGCAUUUCCUACCCUCGGCUCGGCGAAUGACCAUGUGAUCGACUUGCAGUCCGCAGAUAGCACCACGCUGAAACAGUACGAGUCCAAGACCUUGGACGAGCUGGCCAAGGAGAACGUGUUCCAGCCGCCGUUGGUGGUGGACUGGGACCACAAACUGAUAGCCUCUGACGAGCCUGAUCUGCUGAAAAUAUUAAACAACUACCACAAGAACGAAGAAGGUAUUUAG
Molecule: messenger RNA, 1242 nt
Organism: Ogataea philodendri
Lineage: Eukaryota; Fungi; Ascomycota; Pichiomycetes; Pichiales; Pichiaceae
Exons: 2
Coding region: 1-1242 (413 amino acids)
Cellular component (GO): mitochondrion
Molecular function (GO): oxidoreductase activity; hydrolase activity, acting on carbon-nitrogen (but not peptide) bonds, in linear amides
Source: RefSeq, a predicted model, not a curated record